AACCUCAUUUCGUUUUCUUUGUAUUUUUGUUUCUCGAGCUGAGAAUGAACGUUUCAUACUCUUAGCACCUUCUCAUCUUUUCUUUUUUCUGAAUAUUGUUUUGGAUUUUUGAUUUGUGCCCCUUUCUUUUGCCAGAAAGAAAUAGAGAUAUGGAAAGGGAGAACAACAACAGCAAGAGAAGAAGAGAGGGAGAUCAAGAGGCUAAGGACUCGGCUAAAAAGCAACAUCAUAAUAUUGAUAUAAACAAACAGCAGCAGCAGCAGGAGCAGGAGGCGUAUGAAUCCUCAUCAGACAAUUAUUUGGGAUUAGGAGUGUUUGAGUUUCCCUGGCUUAACGAAAGUAUGAUCUCUAAAUCAGAAGAAUGGUAUUUUGAGGACUCGUUUUCCUUGUGUGAUCUCCACGACACUAGUGCUUGCACAACAGCAGCUGCUGCAUCGCCUGAGUUUUCUGGCCAAUGCUUGUCUGAAACGUGCAUGGAAUCCCUACAUAUUCCUUUGGAAAAGUUUGAGGAAUGCGUAUGGUCCUUGGAAAUGGAUCAGGGUGUGGAGUGCACCUGGGGCUCCUUGCACAAAAGUGAGCAGCAAAAUCGACCUUGUACACUUUAGGCAGCUACCAAAAAUCAUUUGUUCCAUCUCUUUAUUAUUUUUCUUCUUUCUCAUACUCUUACUGCAUGUCUCUCUAGCAUUUGUCUAAAUUGGUGACCACAAAAACAAUUAGGAUGUCUUCACUUGACCAUUUUCUUUGCUGCUCAAUACAAUUGUUGUGUAAAAUUUAUUCCCUUGGAUUGUUUGUAUGCAUAUGCAUCGAAUAAUAUGUAAAACUAGCUAGUCGCCUUUCCUUUUGCA
This is a messenger RNA of Ricinus communis (castor bean), 845 nucleotides long. RefSeq lists its product as uncharacterized. The transcript has a single exon. NCBI's taxonomy places the organism in Eukaryota, Viridiplantae, Streptophyta, Magnoliopsida, Malpighiales, Euphorbiaceae. Bases 150 to 605 code for a protein of 151 amino acids. The record is from RefSeq and is a predicted model, not a curated record.